This is a messenger RNA of Monascus purpureus, 2763 nucleotides long. NCBI's taxonomy places the organism in Eukaryota, Fungi, Ascomycota, Eurotiomycetes, Eurotiales, Aspergillaceae. The record is from the annotation of a GenBank genome assembly.
AUGGGCGAUGACACUCUGACCUCGCUCUGCAGGGCUUUCAUUACCAAGCUGAAUGGUUGCGCUGCCGAGAACUACGACGGCCAGCCCUUCUUUCCCAACGGCACCGCCAACGACAUCUUUAGAAGCAACCUGCAAGAGCUUCGGGAUCUUCUUCGGUGCCUUCUUCGCAUACACUCGGACGAUCAGUUGUCCGGAAUCGUCAAGCGGAUUCUGAAGGAUCACAGCAACGUUCUUGCCAUUCUCCUAUUAAUUCGCCUGCCAAGCGACGAACUCGAGCGAUAUGUGCGGAAGAUCCCCAAUGGAAACGCUUUUGGACAGACAAUCUGUCUCACCGACGAUCGCCUUCCAGUGAACCGGAAUGAUGCCCAGCGCUUAUUUCCCGAUCUGGGUGAUAAUUUCUAUGGGAUGCAGUUCCACUUUUGCCCGGUGACACUGAGAAAACAUCACGAGGCCUCCUAUGACAACGACAAAAGAAGAUUCCCGCUUCCUUAUCUCUCCCAGGAACCGAUCGGGGAAGGGUCGUUUGGCCACGUUUACAAGGUCGAGAUUGCGAGUCGCCAAUGGGAGUCAGAGGAUGGACGAAGUGACACGCCCCGUUGGCUGGCCAGAAAGGAAUUUAAGAUCAACCGCAGAAACGCCUUUUAUGAAGAGAAACUCGUCCUGGACUGGAUUCGGAAGCAACGAACAAAACACGGAAACGUUGCUGUUCAUCUUGCCAGUCUGCAGCACGGGUCUACAUUCAGCCUCUUCUUUCAUUUGGCCUCCUGCAAUCUAUGGGAAUAUCUCAGCGGGGGUGAUGUUUGCAAGACGCUGCAAUCUUACCCAGGCGAGUCUUACAAGCCUUCAAACUUGAAAGAAAAGGCUGCCAUCUUUGGUCGUGGUCGUGAUGUAGCCGGGGCCCUGGCAUUUCUGCAUACCCGGUUUGAAAGUGAUGAAUUCAAAAACGUCGCUUGCUACCAUCUCGACCUCAAGCCCCACAAUAUUCUGGUUUUUGAUGCAUACCAAGAAGACAGAGAACAAUGGAAGAUCACUGAUUUCGGUCUUUCGCGAGUAAAGAGCUGGAGAACCCCAGUUGGAGACAUCAGACUUCCAUUCAUCAGACGCCCAGAGAUUCCGGGCACAAGGAAUAAUCGAGGUGAGGGAACAUAUCUGGCACCUGAGGCCGACAAGGGCAAAAUGAGAAUGGAGAGCGACGUCUGGAGCUUUGGGUGCAUUUUCAGCCUGGUCCUGUCCUAUAUCGAUGGUGGACCAAGCAGAGUGAAAGAAUUCCAGCGACAGCGUACUCAAUUGCAGUCUCAUAAUGAUUGCUUCUACAUUACCGAUUAUUGGAAUAGACACAUACUGUCCCCGGUGGUUGCUAACUGGUUCAUCAGACUUGAGGAGAGCGCCAAUAGUAGGGGAAAUCCAGAAGCGCGUGUCUUCCAGGAAACAUUGGAGUUUCUGAGAAAGAAAGCACUGAAUCCCGAAUGGUCCAAGCGGCCCGCCACCGAAAAGCUCUACAAUGAGCUACGCCGUAUAAGUUCCAUCUUCAAUAGUCAGCAGGGCAUGCCGUCGCCAAAUCCACGCAGAAACUCUUCCGGUCGUUCGUUCCGCCGGGUGCUCUCUAGCAGACCUCAGAAACUCGGGGUUUCUAACAUGACUGGUAGUACUUUCUCCCCCGGCGGCAAAUUGUUGGCAUUCUACUCGUCUCGGACAAUCGUAGUGUUCGAUGUAGAACGCAUCCAACAAGCUACCACCCUCCACAAUCCUCAACCGACCUUUUCUUUUCCUGCCAAAAAUGGACCCUGGCAGUGUUGCGCGAUUAGUUCAACUUAUCUCUGUGCUUGGCGGCAAGCGAGCAGUUUUGAGUGUUACAUAUAUCCCAUACUACCAGCCUUUCCGUCAACCGAGAAUUCCAAUGUGAUUGAGGGGAGAAGGGUGUCUUUUCCCAACAUUGGACAAAUCCGGGAAGUGGCUCUGUCACCAGACGGCAUGUUCAUCGCAUUCGCCGCAUACUCUUCCCCCAACUUCACAGAUCCUACCCGCACUAUCCUUUUUAUGUUCGAAACACAACGCCUGAUCGAUGGGUCAGCUGAAGGCAACCUAUCUCCGCCUUCCAGCAGAUCCAGCUCAUUGGCCUCAGACGCGUCCUCGAACCGGAGUCUUGGGGGGAAUAGUUACACCGUUCCACGAUUGCAUAGCGUCGGCCACAUCAAGCAUAUAUCGUCCUUGGCUUUCUCUACCAAUGGUCGAUACCUUAUUAUGUGUGCCCAAGAUGAAUUUCGUUCGUUAUUUAUCCAGGCAUGGCAGACAGCUCGCGAUGCAUUUCUGGUCAAAUUCUUCAUUCCUUACCAGGGCUCAGACCAUCUAUCGGGGGCAAACUUUACCGCAUGUGCCCUGUUCAAUGGCUUGCCCACGCUGGUUAUGCUACUCCAACAACAGCAGAUGGUUAUAAUCCCAAAUUUGGGUUCUGGACCCCCCACGUUGAAAACCCUGGAAAUUCGUGCGCAUAAUAUCUUUGUACAAGAUGAUGACAAUUCAAUCAUUCUCGUUGGAGAUAAGGGCAGUGGACUCAACCGUGCCCUGCGAGUCUACACAAUGCCAGCCUCUGGCAACAGCCAGUCGAUGAAACCAGAAGAGGUUGCCCAAACCGAGAUCUGGUCGUAUGAAAGGAGCACAGAUAGCAUUGCCCUCACUGGCAUUAAUGAAAAUGGCGAGAGAGCGAUACUGAUAGCCACUCUGAAAGGAUCAUUCGUCCAGGUCUUUCUCCCUAGGGAGGGCUGA